Colius striatus (speckled mousebird) is the source of this 372-nucleotide messenger RNA. Its product is annotated as neurophysin 1-like. The coding region runs from base 1 to 372 and encodes 123 amino acids. The record is from RefSeq and is a predicted model, not a curated record. Gene Ontology annotation, cellular component: extracellular region; secretory granule. Lineage: Eukaryota; Metazoa; Chordata; Aves; Coliiformes; Coliidae. Gene Ontology annotation, molecular function: neurohypophyseal hormone activity. The transcript is spliced from 3 exons.
AUGCCUGCCAAAGCUCUGGCUCUCUGCCUCCUGGGGCUGCUGGCCCUCUCCUCCGCCUGCUACAUCCAGAACUGCCCCAUCGGGGGCAAACGCGCCGUGCUGGACAUGGACAUCAGGAAGUGCAUGCCCUGCGGCCCCAGGAACAAGGGCCGCUGCUUCGGCCCCAACAUCUGCUGUGGAGAAGAGCUGGGCUGUUACCUGGGCACAGCCGAGAGCCUGCGGUGCCAGGAGGAGAACCUGCUGCCCACCCCCUGCCAGCCAGCCCACAGGCCCUGUGGCAGCAGUGGCUCCUGCGCCGCCCCUGGCAUCUGCUGCAGCACCGAGGGCUGUGUGCUCGACUCCUCCUGUGACCAGGACAUGCCCUUUGCUUAG